UAGGCUGCUAACUUCUACCAAAGACAUGUUUGUUUCUGCUUGAAAAGUGGUGAUGGUGUCACCGGGAAUUUCGUGAAGCCAAUAUAAAAUGGAAGGCAGAAUGUUGGAGAAGGAACGAUGUAUCAGUAGAACUGUUGAUUGUUCAUCCCGCUUAGAUGUUAUCAGGAAGCAUCUUGCUACAAAUGCUGGCGGAGCAUCAUGUCCAAUAUCACUUCAAGUUCAAGAUUGUGGAGCAUCAAGCAGGAUUAGAUCAUCAGAGACAAAGGUGCUGAACAAUGAUGUGGAAUUGAUGCCACCAUGCAGUGGUCAAGAGAGGGCGUAUUCCACUCUUCUAACUCCGCAAGCCAUCAGAUUUGUUGCUGACAUGGUCAUUGAGUUUGACAACAAGGUUGAUCAGAUCUUGAGAGAGAGGAUACAGAGGAAGUUAGAGUUGGAUGCAACCAAUGCCCAGCCGGACUUCAGAACAGACACCCUGCACAUCCAGCAGGGGACUUGGACUGUGGACCCUGUUCCUAGACGCCUUGUCAACAGGCAUGUGGACCUUGGUGAUGUGUCUCCUGCGAACAUCCAACAUUUCACAAGGUCCUUGCAGUCUUCUGCUCAAGGCAUUCAGACUGACUUUGAUGACGGGCACUGUCCAACAAGGCGCACACAGAUUGAAGGGCUUUACAACGUGUACAGAGCAGUGCACAACCAGAUACCUGGCGUACCUCCCAUUCAACAUGCACCCAUACUGAUGCUUAGACCUAGAGCAUGGAAUAUGGUCGAACACAACAUGAUAGUGAAUGGGAAAGAAGUUCCAGGUCCUUUAUUUGACUUUGGUCUCCUAAUGUUCCACAAUGCAAAGAUUCUAUUGGAUAGAGAGAGUGGGCCAUUCUUCUAUUUGUCAAAGAUUGAAGGAUACCGAGAAGCCAGACUGUGGGACAAGAUAUUUACAUGGGCUGAGGUGAAGCUUGGUCUUCCCCUAGGCUGUGUGAAAGCAACAGUACUCAUUGAGAAUAUCCUAGCAGCCUUUGAAAUGCAUGAGAUCUUGUACGAGCUUAGGAAGCAUUCGGCAGGGCUAAACUGUGGCCUUUGGGACUACUCUGCCUCUUUUGUCAAUAAAUUUGGUCAUAGGCCUGAUUUCGUGCUACCGGAUCGUCACAAGUAUGUGAACAUGGAGAGGCACUUCUUGAAGAGCUACCUGGUCUUGACGAUAAAGACCUGUCAUCAACGAGGCUGCCAUGCUACAGGGGGCAUGAGCGCCCUCUUGCUCCCAUCUAAGAAAGGCCCAGAGUACAGUGCAGGAGUGGAGAAAGCAUGCAGAGCUAAACUGAGUGAAAUCAAGGCUGGUGUGGAUGGUUUCAUGGUGUAUGACAUUGGACUGCUACAGCCCAUGCAACAGGUAUGGGCUAAAUUUGCCCCUUCUCCCAACCAGCUUGCUGUCCUGAGGUCGGAUGUCAAAGUUCAAGCCAGAGACCUACUUCUCAUGCCGUCAGGAGGAGUCACAUUGAGUGGCCUGAAGACUAACAUUGCUGUGGGCAUCCUCUUUAUAGACUCUUGGCUCAUUGGAAGAGGUCAUUUUCCCCAUGCUGGUUCAGUUGAAGACUCUGCUACAGCUGAAAUAUCAAGAUCACAGGUUUGGCAGUGGAUACGCCACGGGACUUGCCUCGAAGACAACAAGCAACCCGUCACUAGACAGCUCGUCAUUGAACUCACCCAAGCCUUCCUUGCUGAUGCCCAAGGUGCUUCCCGCUCAGGCCAUGGGGAUGCUACCAAGAGAUUGAGGGUGUCUGCAAACAUCUUCCUGCAGCUGGUCAUGAAAAGAGACUUUCCAGAAUUUAUCACAACAUAUCUGAACCUUACUGACUCUUUCCUGUCUAGUCCAUGGAACAUGUAAACAAAUCCCUUCCGAUAUAGAGUAAUAUACAAAUGAUUUAUUUUAAUACAUGUAUGACUCUUUAUGUCGGUACAUCCCAUUCAGGGUGCAGGGACUCUACCAAGCAAUCUUCCUAUAGCUUGUCUUGUAGAUAGACUUCCCCAAAUUUAUCACAACGUAUCUAAAUCUAAGUGACUCAAAAUUUAGGUUGAAACGACCGGAAGUGUCAACAGGAUCAUCUCUCACUUCCGUAUACUGAAGAUGAUAUCGUUUUCAGUUGACUUUCAUGACCCAUCAGAAUAAAUGUGUUCUCAUAGGAAGAAAUUUCUUGCUCGACUUGAUGAUGAUAACUACAUAUUCUGAUACCACUAUCAACUACAACUAAAAAAAAAUCCAUUAAUAUUAAAUGGGAAUUGAUGUGUUGAAAAUCAGUGCUUUAAAAUUUUCCAAUACAAAAUAAAAAGUAAAUCACAAUUUUUUUAAAUUGUGACUUACACUGAAUUUAGAUUGUCAAAAUAUAUGUUAUAUUAUUAAAGUAUUUGAAACGUCAGUAUUCAUUUCAUAUAGAAGAUAUUCCUCUUUUAGCAUAUUGCAUUUUUUUUAAAUUUUACUUUAAUUUAAUGACUUUUUUGUAGCCUCCAUGUUAUGAAGAGAUUGUUGUAAACAUUUUGUUCAAUUCAUGUUUUAUUAAUAAACAGAGUCUUGUUCAAUAAUUUUUUCCUUCAAAAUUGUUUUAUGAAUGAGUUGUGCUGUUAAAACGUUUGUGAUGUAAGAAUUUUGAAUCAUGAAAGAAAUAAGAUUAUUUUAUUUUGGGUAAUGAAUCUACUGAAAUGAAAAUAAAUUUCAAUAAGAAUAA
Molecule: messenger RNA, 2714 nt
Organism: Strongylocentrotus purpuratus (purple sea urchin)
Lineage: Eukaryota; Metazoa; Echinodermata; Echinoidea; Camarodonta; Strongylocentrotidae
Product: malate synthase, glyoxysomal
Exons: 13
Coding region: 89-1879 (596 amino acids)
Biological process (GO): glyoxylate cycle
Cellular component (GO): cytoplasm
Molecular function (GO): malate synthase activity
Source: RefSeq, a predicted model, not a curated record